AUGUAUAAUAAUAAUAAUGGUGGGUUGGAUGGUGAAGAAGAUGAUUUAAGGCAAUAUCAUGAUGGUGAUGGUGGUAUUGGUAUUGGUGUAAAUAAUGAAGAAAUAAAGAAUGAACGUAAUUUUAUAGAUGAUGAAGAAUAUGAUGAUAAUAAUUUUAAUAAUGAUGAUGAAAUUAUAAAAAAAGAUAUCAACAACAAUAAUAAUAAUAAUAUCAAUAAUAAUGAAAUAAAUAAUUCAAAUGAAAUUGGUACUACUAGUAGUAAUAAUAAUAAUAAUAAAAAUAAUAAUAAUACAACUAUUGAUGAUGGUCAUUUAUCAACAUUAAAACAAUUUACAUUUAGAUCAGUAUUAGUUGGAUUAAUAAUUGGAGGUAUGUUAUGUUUUUCAAAUAUGUAUUAUGGUUUACAAUCUGGUUUCAUUACUAUGGGAUCAUUACAAUCAACAUUAUUAGGAUUUCUAUUUUUUAAAGUAUUUGCAAAACAUUUUCAAAUUAGAUUCAAUCAAUUUGAAAAUGUUUUAUUACAAACCGUUGCUGUUGCAACGGCAACAAUGCCAUUGGCAGGUGGUUUCGUUGGUAUCAUACCUGCUUUAAAAAUGUUAUAUGAUGAUGAAAUUAAUAAUAAGGGUGUAAAUAACAGUACAGCAUCAUUAGGAUCGUCGGGAUCGUCGUCGGAAUUGGUUGGAGAAUUACCAAAUUAUUUUACAUGGUGGGGAUUGCUAUUGUGGUCUUUUUCAAUAGCAUUUUUUGGAUUAUUCUUUUCAGUACCAUUACGUAAACAGACUAUAUUAGUUGAGAAAUUGAAAUUUCCAUCUGGCGCUGCAACUGCACAGAUGAUUAAAGUUUUACAUAAUUUAAAAGAUACAGAAGUGCAUUCAGAAAUGUUGGUAAAGGAAAUACAUGGUGGUGGCAGUGGUGCGAUAGAGAAUUUAGGCGAUGGUAUACAGUUGAUUGAGGAUUCACCAAGGGGUCAUUAUCAUGAUGUUGGUGGAGAAGAUGAUGAUUUAUUAACAUAUGAUGAGAAACAAAUAAAGAUUAAAAAGAGUUGGGAUAAGAAAGUUAAGGUGUUGUUUUACUCGUUUUUAGUUUCAUUCAUUUACACAAUGUUAAGUUAUUUCUUCCCAAUUUUAUCAUCGAUACCAAUAUUUGGAAAUUAUGUAAAGAGCACCUUCUUUUGGACAUUGACACCAUCUUUUAGCUAUGUAGGUCAAGGCAUGAUUAUGGGCACAAGAACGGGUGUUUCUACACUACUCGGUGCAAUCAUUGGGUGGGGUAUACUCGGACCAAUUGCAAAGGCUUCCGGGUGGGUGGUAGCGGAUCAGUCGAAAUCAGCCGCAUUGAAUGGUGUGAAGGGGUGGGUGCUUUGGAUAUCUUUGUUCAUCAUGUUGGCCGAAUCGUUGGUGUCAUUGUCGGUGUUGAUCAUUAGGAUGCUGUUGAUAAAGUUUGGCGUGAUAAAGAACCAUAAUGGCAAGUUUAGCGAUGCCCAAUGCGUUGACCCCGCACCACCUUCACAGAGGGUGCCCCAUGCUUGGUGGAUUGCAGGCACUAUCGCUUCGGGUGUAUUAUGUGUGGUCAUCGUUUCACCCUUGUUUGGAAUCAAGGUAUAUGAGACUGUAAUUGCGGUGGUGUUAAGUUUGCUUACAAGUAUAUUGGCAGUACGUGCAUUGGGUGAAACUGACAUUAAUCCAGUUAGUGGUAUUGGUAAAAUCUCUCAAAUUCUAUUCGCAGUCAUUUCACCAAAGAAUAUUUUAGCAAAUUUAGUAGCUGGUGCAAUUGCAGAAGGUGGUUCCCAACAAGCUGGUGAUAUGAUACAAGAUUUAAAAACUGGUCAUUUAAUUAAAGCUUCACCACGUGUACAAUUCUAUGGUCAAUUAAUUGGUUCAUUCUUUUCAAUCAUUUUCGCUGUUGCAGCUUAUCAAUUAUAUUCCCAUGCCUACACUAUACCAUCAGUGGAUGGACUACAGGCACCAACUGCUGCUGUUUGGUUAAAUAUGGCUAAAUUGGUUAAUGGUGGAGAAUUGGCUCAUAAUGUAUUACCAUUUUGUAUUGUAUUGGGUGUAUUGGUAUCAUUAAUUCCAAUUGCUGAAGCAUUUAAUCCAAAUCUUGAAUAUUAUUUACCAAGUGGUAUCGCUUUAGCAAUUGGUUUCUAUCAAACUCCAAAUUAUUCAAUCGUUAGAGCCAUUGGUGCUUUUGUUCAAUGGUAUUGGUUUAGAAAAAAUAGUCAUUCAUUUAGAGAAUAUGGUAUUAUAGUUGCCUCUGGUUUCGUUUUAGGUGAAGGUAUAACUUCAAUUUUUACUGCUAUAAUGACAAUUACUCAUGUACCUCAAUUUAAAUAA
Dictyostelium discoideum AX4 is the source of this 2334-nucleotide messenger RNA. RefSeq lists its product as hypothetical. The transcript has a single exon. Gene Ontology annotation, biological process: oligopeptide transmembrane transport. NCBI's taxonomy places the organism in Eukaryota, Evosea, Eumycetozoa, Dictyosteliales, Dictyosteliaceae. The record is from RefSeq and is a predicted model, not a curated record. Gene Ontology annotation, cellular component: membrane. Gene Ontology annotation, molecular function: oligopeptide transmembrane transporter activity. The coding region runs from base 1 to 2334 and encodes 777 amino acids.